AUGUUCGUAUUGGAACUUCUGGUGCGAGUGAAUCUAUCUAUCUAUCUAUCUAUCUAUCUAUCUAUCUAUCUAUCUAUCUAUCUAUCUAUCUCAUAUCUAUAUCAUAGUCUAUAUCUGUCUGUCUAUCUAUGUUCAUAUCUAUCUAUGUUCAUAUCUAUCUCAAUGUUUUCAUUCUAUCUAUCUAUCUAUCUAUCUAUCUAUCUAUCUAUCUAUCUAUCUAUCUAUCUAUCUAUCUUGGUCAGUUCAUAUCUAUCUAUCUAUCUAUCUAUCUAUCUAUCUAUCUAUCUAUCUAUCUAUAUCGGUCUUUUCAUAUUUAUCUAUCUAUCUAUCUAUCUAUCUAUCUAUCUAUCUUGGUCUGUUCAUAUCUAUCCAUCUAUCUCAGUCUGUUCAUAUCUAAAUCAUAGUCUAUCUGUCUGUCUAUCUAUGUUCAUAUCUAUGUUCAUAUCUAUUUAUGUUCAUAUCUAUCUCAAUGUUUUCAUGCUAUCUAUCUAUCUAUCUAUCUAUCUAUCUAUCUAUCUAUCUAUCUAUCUAUCUAUCUAUCUUGGUCUGUCUAUUCAUAUCUUACGCUGCCAUCCUUUUUUGUCCUAA
This is a messenger RNA of Acanthosepion pharaonis, 588 nucleotides long. Lineage: Eukaryota; Metazoa; Mollusca; Cephalopoda; Sepiida; Sepiidae. The record is from the annotation of a GenBank genome assembly.